AUGGCGUUCGAGGUUUUCUUCCGCAAUGCGCCAUUGGUGUUCACCGCCGCUACAAUCCUUCGUGCUGUGUUUCUGCUCUACGGACUAUGGCAAGAUGCAAAUUCGCCGAUGAAGUACACGGAUAUCGAUUACUUCGUCUUCACUGAUGCAGCUCGAUUCAUCUCCCAAGGGCAAUCUCCCUACGCUCGCGACACGUACCGAUACACGCCUCUCCUUGCCUGGCUCAUCUAUCCGACAACCUGGCCCGGUACCUUCUGGUUCUCCUCCGGUAAAGUCCUCUUCGCUCUUGGCGAUAUCGUUGCUGGCUGGAUGAUGUACCGGAUUUUGCGAGAGUACCGGGGGUUAGAGAAAGAAAGAGCACUUAGGUUCGCGAGCAUUUGGCUGCUGAAUCCAAUGGUCGCAACAAUUAGUACCAGGGGAAGCUCGGAAGGACUACUGGGAGUGUUUGUAACGGCACUACUCUGGGCGGUGUUGGCGAAGAAAGUGAUACUUGCAGGGAUGCUGCUAGGAUAUGCCGUGCAUUUCAAGAUCUAUCCAUUCAUCUACGCUGCGUCGAUUGUGUGGUGGCUCGACGAUACGAAAGUCGAGAAAGAGAGGCUCUCAAAGAGCAACAUCCAGAUCUCGACUCUCGAUCAGAUUCUCGCAUUCAUCACCCCACAGCGUGCCACGCUCGCCAUAACCAGCAUCAUCACAUUCGCAAUUUUGAACGCUGCCAUGUAUCAGAUGUAUGGUUGGCCGUUUUUGGAGCACAGCUACUUCUAUCACCUCGCUCGAAUCGACCAUCGUCACAACUUCUCGCCGUACAAUACUCUCCUCUACCUUAACUCAUCGCCCGGAGGUAGCCAGUCGACUUUCGAACUCGAGCGCCUUGCCUUUCUCCCUCAACUGCUACUCAGCGCCGUUCUGAUUCCAUUGGCAUUAGCGAAGAAAGACCUCCCGUCGACGAUGCUAGCGCAGACAUUUGCGUUUGUUACAUUCAACAAAGUGUGCACGAGUCAAUACUUUUUGUGGUACAUGAUGUUCCUACCGUAUUACCUCCCUGACUCGGUUCUCCUUCGAUCCCGCGGUGUCGGUCUUGCUGCGCUCGCAGCAUGGAUUGUCGGCCAGGCCGCGUGGCUGCAGCAAGGAUUUCAGCUGGAAUUCAACGGUCGCUCAACGUUUGUGCCAGGGUUGUGGCUUUCUAGCAUUGCUUUCUUUAUGGUGAAUGCUGGCAUACUUGGCGUCAUCGUGCAUGACACAAGAGCAUUCAGGGAGAAGAGAGUGCAAGGGGCAAAGAAAAAGGUGUGA
Molecule: messenger RNA, 1287 nt
Organism: Ascochyta rabiei
Lineage: Eukaryota; Fungi; Ascomycota; Dothideomycetes; Pleosporales; Didymellaceae
Product: GPI mannosyltransferase 1
Exons: 2
Coding region: 1-1287 (428 amino acids)
Biological process (GO): GPI anchor biosynthetic process
Cellular component (GO): membrane; glycosylphosphatidylinositol-mannosyltransferase I complex
Molecular function (GO): alpha-1,4-mannosyltransferase activity; GPI mannosyltransferase activity
Source: RefSeq, a predicted model, not a curated record